AUGAUGGCCAAUUGUCAUGAUCUUGUUUUCUUCAGGUUUCCACUCCUGUGGCUGAUAAGUCUGUUUGCAGUGGUGGAAUACUGCUGUGCAGUUGCUGACCUGAAGGACUGCGAGGCAGCAGGCAGCAAGUGCCACCCUCAGGCAGAGUGUCUGAAGGUCAAGAACAACUUCACCUGUGUGUGCCGCAUGGGCUACCAGGGCAAUGGUCUGCUGUGCACCGACAUUGACGAAUGUCUCAGCGGCCUGCACGGCUGUCACCCAAAGGCCCGCUGCAACAACACCCUGGGCAGCUACAGCUGUGUCUGCCUCAAUGGAUACUUCGGAGACGGCACCAACUGCCAGGACAUAAACGAGUGUGAAAAAGAAAACGGGGGAUGCCAUGCUAGUGCCCUCUGUACUAACUACGACGGUGGGCGACAGUGCCAAUGUAAAGUUGGCUUUGUAGGUAAUGGCUUUCAGUGUACUGAUGUUAACGAAUGCGCUAACCAAAGGACCUGCCAUUGGAACGCCACCUGCACCAACAACCCUGGGUCUUAUGUAUGUACCUGUAAUGCUGGCUAUAAGGGCAACGGAAACUACCUGUGUCUUGACAUAGACGAAUGUUCAGAGACUCCUCAUGUGUGUUCUUCCUCACUCGGCUACAAAGGCUGUAAAAAUCUGCCUGGCAGCUACAGCUGCACGUGCAGCAAUGGCUUCGGAAGUAACGGGCAGAGCUGUGUGGACAUCAAUGAAUGUGCAAGCAACAUCUGCAGUCUUUAUGCAGACUGUGUAAACACCAUGGGCUCAUAUCGGUGUACCUGCAACAAUGGUUUUGUAGGAAAUGGACUGACAUGUGCGGACAUAAACGAAUGCAAUGAAGUCAAUGAAUGCGACCCCAAUGCUGUUUGCAUCAACAGGCUGGGGAGUUAUGAGUGCUCCUGUCUGGGAGGUUUUAUAGGGGAUGGCCGACUGUGUGAAGACAUUAAUGAAUGUGCAACGCCCAAUAUCUGCCCCUCAACCACUACCUGUGUCAACACUGGUGGCUCAUUUUACUGCGACUGUGGCACAGGCUUCAUCUUUAAUAACUCCAAGUGCAAUGACCUAGAUGAGUGUGUGGCAGGCCGCUGCAGCCCCUACGCAACCUGCACAAAUUCACCUGGCUCAUUCUCUUGCCAGUGUAAAGCAGGGUACAGUGGAGACGGCUUCACCUGUGCGGAUGUGGAUGAAUGCUCGCUGGUUAAGCCAUGCUACUCCAAUGCCCUUUGCGUUAACCUUCCUGGCUCUUACAACUGCACCUGUCGGGUGGGUUAUUCUGGAGACGGGGUGAACCAGUGCAACGAUGUAAAUGAGUGUCUGGUGGACAAUGGAGGUUGCAGAAACAAAGCUACAUGUGUCAACAACCAGGGUUCCUUCUACUGUCUGUGCAAGGCGGGCUUCAUCUUGGUUAACCGGACUCUUUGUCAGGAUAUAAAUGAGUGUAAAGAACUGAGCAAUCCAUGUGGAGUGAAUGAAGAGUGCAAGAACAUUGAAGGGUCAUUUGAGUGCCCCUGCCAGGUUGGUUACUACCGCCCUGCCAGCAACAUGGACUGCGUUGAUAUGGAUGAGUGUAAAAACAACCCUUGCCAUGUCAACGCCACAUGCCUGAACACCAUCGGGUCCCACACUUGCACCUGUAAACGAGGAUUCACAGCAAAUGGCACCCAGUGUGAAGAUAUAGAUGAGUGUUAUGCGGAGGGUACAUGUCACCCACGGGCAAUAUGCACCAACUUGAUGGGCGACUUCUUUUGCUCAUGUCAGAAAGGUUUUGAAGGUGAUGGCUUCUCCUGUGAGGAUAUGAACGAGUGCACUCUCUCUAACGCAAGUUGCCCAGCCUUCUCAAAGUGCAUCAACUCUCCCGGUGCUCAUGUCUGCUCAUGUUUGAAUGGCACAGUGGCCUUCAAUGACACCUGUGUGCCACCCAGUCCACUGUGUGACCCUGCCUGCCACAUUCACGGCCUGUGCCACCUUUCGUCUGCCAGAUACCAGUGCGUGUGUGACCUGGGUUACGUGGGUGAUGGGCUGACUUGCUCUGACAUAGAUGAGUGCCAGAGGGAAAACAUUUGUCCUGAAAAUGAUAUGGAGUGUAUCAAUGUCCCAGGAUCGUUUUCCUGUGUCUGCAAAAAAGGGUACACUCUCAACGGAACACAGUGUUUCGAUGUGAACGAGUGUGAGACAGGGCAGCAGGAGUGCAGUGAGUUUGCCCAGUGUGUCAACACAAUGGGCAGCCAUUCUUGCCUCUGUCUGAGCGGCUUCAUAGGUGAUGGGAAGAACUGUUCUGACUUUGAUGAGUGCCAAGUCCAAAACGGAGGAUGCCAUCCAGUUGCCAGCUGCACUAACACGCCUGGAUCUUUCUACUGUGCCUGUCCACCUGGCACGGAGGGCAAUGGCACUGACUGCCGGGAUGUGAACGAAUGUGAGCAGAACUCCACCCUGCCACACAACUGCAGUGUUCAGGCUUUGUGCCAAAACACAGAUGGGUCCUACAACUGCCAGUGCCAGGAUGGAUACCAGGGGGAUGGCUUUGUUUGUGAGGAUGUGGAUGAAUGUCAGCUGGCCACAACCUGCAGCAAGAACAUGAUUUGCAGCAACACCCCUGGCUCCUUCUCAUGUUCGUGUAUCUUGGAUGUGGUGUACGAUGUGGGCACAUGUGUGAGUGAAGAUACCUGCUUGAAUGCUAGUAGUGAAUGCCACCCACUGGCCAAUUGCCACUUACACCAGGGUUCCUUCUACUGCCAGUGCAUAGUUGGUUAUGAAGGAAGUGGCACUGAAUGCUGGGACAUGGAUGAAUGCGACCAAUCGCAAAAUCAAGUCUGCCCUGCCUUCUCCUACUGCUUCAACACUAAUGGCUCCUACAUCUGUGACUGCUGGGAAGGGUUUCAGGACAAUGGGACAAAUUGUCAGGACAUAGAUGAAUGUGUGACAGGGGACUUCACCUGCCCUGACAACAGUACCUGCGCUAACGUAGAGGGGAGCUACGGAUGUACCUGCGACCCAGGCUUCUCAGGCAAUGGCUCCAUGUGUAUGGACAUCAAUGAGUGCUCCCUUGGUCUAACCCUAUGCCCUAAUUUCUCCAACUGCUUAAACACAGUUGGAUCUUUUGUCUGUGAGUGCUGGGAUGGUUACGAAGACACUGACUGUGGGGAUAUCAAUGAGUGUCUCGUCAACUCAACCUGCCCUGAGCAUAGCACGUGCAUCAACACCAAUGGAAGCUACCUUUGUAUAUGUGACAGCGGAUUUUCCAGCAUGGAUGACUUGUGUGUGGACAUCGAUGAAUGUAGUUACACGGAGCAGGGGGAGCUUUGCACCAAUGGCUUGUGUAUGAAUGCUAUUGGCUCAUAUUACUGUGAAUGUAUCAAAGGAUUCUGGAGUAAUGGGACAGAGUGCCUGGAUGUAGAUGAAUGCUCAGCCUCCCUCAACUCUUCAGUGUGUCAGCCCCAUUCUACAUGUAUCAACAUGCCUGGGUCUUACCAUUGCCCCUGUAAUGAAGGGUUUCUUCUGAAUGGUACAGAGUGUCAGGAUGUGGAUGAGUGUCACCACCCAGAUGGUCCACCUUGCCCUGAACACUCAUUAUGUAACAACACAGCGGGGUCCUUCUUCUGUCUGUGUUCUCCUGGGUACAAACCCACAAGCCUGGGCUGUGAGGAUAUUGACGAAUGCAAGGACAACACCACCUGCCGCUUUGACCAGGUGUGCGCCAACCUGCCCGGUGCAUACAACUGCUCUUGUCCACUGGGAUACCACGAGGAGGAACUGGCGUGUGUCGACACCAAUGAAUGUGAGAACUCACCGUGCCACCCUUCUGCAUGGUGCUGGAACACCCCUGGCUCCUUUUCGUGCCACUGCCCUCUGGGCUUUGCAGGAAAUGGCUCGUGGUGCAAUGACGUGGACGAGUGUGUCGCCCUGACCAAACCGUGCCACCUUCAAGCUCGCUGCCAUAACACCCCAGGGUCAUUUGUGUGUGUUUGUAUUCCCGGAUUCGUAAGUAUGGGGCCGCUGUGUGUAGACUUUGAUGAGUGCCAACAGCCUAAUAAUAACGGGCAGUGUCACUCUGCUGCCACCUGCUCCAACCAUGUAGGAGGAUUCAAAUGCUCUUGCGGUCAGGGCUGGAUUGCUACCAAUAAAGACAAUGGUCGAGGAAAAGGAGGAUGUGUGGACUUGGAUGAGUGUGUGUCACUCAUGGCAUGUCCUGGGCAGACAUCUUGCACCAACCUGCCAGGGUCUUACAGUUGUUCCUGCCCCCAAAACAGCACAGUGUGCAGCGAGAUGACUCUAAAGGAGAGCAACCUGUACCCAUUUGGAGAAGAGGUUGGUGAUAAAGGAGUAAUGAUAGACAUAGAAGAUGGAAAUUCCCCGUACAUCACACCACCGAUUGGUUUCCCCUUCUUGGGAACAGUGUACAACCGGGUUUAUUUUUCUGAUAAUGGUCUUGUCCAGCUUCAAUCUGUCGCUGAGAAUGAACAGUACCUGCUCCCGGCUCCUUCAGCCACCGGUUUCCCAAACAACAUGAAUGUGUCUCUAUUGGCGGUGUUUUGGGACGAUGCUGACCUCACCCACGGGGACGGACGGCUGUUCUAUCAGGAAUACCAUGAGCUGCAUAUGUCAGAUGUCUUCUCGCAGAUAGUGUUUAAUCGUACAGCAGACGAAGUGACAAAGUUUGAGGAGCUGGCAAGCAAGCCUGCCUUUACCCCGUCCUGGAUCCUCAAAAUCACCUGGGACCACGUGAUGCCCGUCUCCUACCAGAAGAUCAACUUCUCAGAGACGAACACUUUCCAGUGCAUCCUGACCACCGAUGGAGUCCGUUCAUUUGCCCUCCUGCGAUACGGGGACAUGAGCUGGGGUCCUGGCCAGAGGCGAUACCACAACGCUCUCAUCGGCUACACAGAUGGGAGAACCACCCACAAAGAACCCACUGUCCCUCCGGACAACCUCUUCGGGCCCGGGGGCCGAUACAGGCCCCAGCAGAUGAAAGGCACCAUGGGGAAGUUAGGUCAGCUGGUGUAUGAUUUCUCGGGACCAGCAGGGUCAGACGUGGAUCCCCAUAUAAAGUGCCAGGCGUGGGCGAUGAAGGAGCCUAACCCUGCGCAGUGGACAGUGGGGCUGUUUUCAUGUCCCUGCACCCGCACCCAGGUUCUGGAGGACCUGUCGUUCCUGCAGGACACCACUGAUCCGGGUUCAGUGGUGAAGAAGCUGAGGGACCAGCGGUGGGGGGGCGCAGGGGGCCACAUCUUCAAGUCUGUCCUGUCUAACAGACACGGUUCGGGGAAGAGGUGUGUGUAUGAGCUGGACGGGCCGUUGCUGGCUGGAUACAAUGAACGCUACUUCUCCGGGCAGAGCUUACAGAAACACAUCGACGAGGAUCUCCUGCCGUUCCAGUGGUGUUGUAUCCAGUCUCCUCUGUGCCACCUUUACCUCAACAAGAGACCGCUGGACCGUUGCCAGGGUUACAGCUGGGCCAGCCCCGACGGCUACACGCCGGCCAAGAAAGCUACGCAGGGCUUAGCGAUGGUGUACGGCAGUCUCCAUUUCAUCACCUUCGAUGGGACGGAGUACUCCUUCAAGGCCCUGGGAGAGUUUGUGAUAUUGCGUCUCUCCUCCACCACCGGCUCUAAUAUCUUCACCCUGCAAGGACAGACCAACAGGCUGCACACAGAGGAAAAGGGGAUCGUUGAGGUCCCAGUGGUGGUGCGCAUGGCUGCCUUCCACCAGGGCAUUGGCAAGAUUGAAUGGAGAUGUGCAGAGAAAGGAGACAGACUGCAGGUUUUUGUGGAUGAUUCUGAGAUCCUGGUCACAGUUGGUGUCGUGCACAUGGGUGAGAAGGACUUUGCCGUGCGCUGUGUGUCCCUGAAUCGCUGUGCAGUGGUGUACGCCAGCGGCCUCCAAGUGGUGGUGUGGCGGUCUGUAGGCCACAGUCAGCUGGCGGCCAUGGUGGAGGUCCCUCAGACCUUCUACAACCGCACUGUGGGUCUCAUGGGUCUCUGGAGCUCCAGACGAUCCGACGAUUUCCUCAUGUCCGAUGGCAGGCUCAUCCCCUCAGACCCCCCGUCAGAGGAGAGACUGCACGGCUUCGGCAUGUCCUGGGCGGUUCCGGCCCCAGAGAGCCUGUUAUUCUCUCCUUCUCCACUGGUUCCACUGGAGCCCGCCUCUACUGAACACCUGCUGGAAAGCGUCAGUCCUGCUGAGGUGGAGGAGCUGAGGAGAACCUGCAAAAGCAACAUGCAGUGUGUCCACGACAUCCUUGCCUCCGGCAGCUCUAACCUGGGCCUGCAGACUCUGGAUGCCAAGAAGCAAUUUCAAAAUAAGGCUCUGAUCUACGGGAACAUGCCUCCCAUAGUGACAGAGCCCACAGUGAUCCGCUUUAAAGUCAACUCCACUGUCAGCAUUCAGAUUGUGGCUCAGGACCCAAAUGGAGACCCCAUCACCUACUCACUGCUCUACCCCAGACCUCCUCGGGCUUCCAUAGGCAGCGGUGAGACACACACACUCACACACUUUCCCCUCAAAUCUUCAUGCUAACUAGAGCUCCCUCCUCCACCAAUGUUACAGAUGACGUUACUGUUGACA
Morone saxatilis (striped sea-bass) is the source of this 6579-nucleotide messenger RNA. RefSeq names its product fibrillin-1. Gene Ontology annotation, molecular function: calcium ion binding. The transcript has 14 exons. Bases 1 to 6531 code for a protein of 2176 amino acids. NCBI's taxonomy places the organism in Eukaryota, Metazoa, Chordata, Actinopteri, Moronidae. Gene Ontology annotation, biological process: cell-matrix adhesion. The record is from RefSeq and is a predicted model, not a curated record.